Molecule: messenger RNA, 1836 nt
Organism: Dictyostelium discoideum AX4
Lineage: Eukaryota; Evosea; Eumycetozoa; Dictyosteliales; Dictyosteliaceae
Gene: fslN
Product: frizzled and smoothened-like protein
Exons: 4
Coding region: 1-1836 (611 amino acids)
Cellular component (GO): membrane
Source: RefSeq, a predicted model, not a curated record
AUGAAAAUGAAAAUGAAAAUUCUUUUAAUUUUUUUAAAAUUUUUUUUUUUAAAAAAAUUAUUUGUAAAUAGUUUAGAUAUUGGAUCAAAAUGUGAAAUAUUAAAUCCAAUUUCAAUGUGUUCAAAUUAUUUAGGUUAUAAAAAUAUUUAUUUACCAUAUGGAUAUACUCAAGAAAUUAUUGAAGCAAAUGUUACAGCAACUUUAACAAAUCCAAUGGGAUUUAGUGCAAUUCCAGAUUUAAUUUGUAAAGAGAAUAUAAUUAAAUUAUUUUGUAUUUCAACCUAUAGAGAAUGUAAUAGUAAUAUAAAUGGUAUUUCAUUCCCUUUACCAUCGAAUCCAUGUCAAAAGAAUUGUUUUAAAGUUUUAGAAACAUGUGUACCUUUUCUUUCAUUUUUCCAAGGUUUUUCAUGUCAACAAAAUGAUACCGAUGGUAAGGAUCUUUACCCAAUUACAGAGAAUUAUUAUAAUUUAACAAGUUAUGGUGGUUCUUCAAAUCAAUCAAUUCAAUGUUCAAAUCCAAAUCAAGGAUCAACCAAUACCACAGUUUCAUGUGUUUAUCCAUUGGUUUAUGUUUCAACAGAUGAUAUAAAAAAUGGUGAAAAGUUUCAUGAAGUAAUGCCAAAUUGUGUUUUACCUUGUCCAUUAUAUGUUUAUACAGACAAACAAUAUGAUGCAAAAUUUUAUACUGAAGUUGUAUUUUAUUGUGUAUCUGCAACAAUUGCAGUUUAUUUAAUUCUUACAUUUGGUUUAAUUCAAAAUAAAAUUACACAUCGUAGUUGGAUUAUCAUUUAUUUGGGAUUUACAGUUUUAGCAUUAUGUGCAAGUUAUGCAACUCAACAAUAUGGUAAUGGUGAUUUUAGAUGUUCAUCACAACCUGGUAGAUAUCGUAGUAGUCAAGAUGGUAAUUGUAUGUUAACUGGUUUUUUUUUUCAAAUGGGUGGUUUAGGUACUAUAUUUAUGUUAUCACUUUAUUCAUUUGAUUUCUUUUUAACUAUUAAUAUGAAAACAAAUAAAUACUUUUUACAAACAUCAAUUGGAGUUUGGGCAUUAAUUUUUUUCUUUGCUUUAUUACCAAUAAAACAUUAUGAAUCUACUAUUGAUAGUGCAGGUUGUUGGAUUGGUGAAUAUAAUAAUAGGUUUUGGUUAUAUUUUUGUUUUUAUAUACCAGCAUAUAUUGUAACAUUUUUAAUGGUUAUUUUUAUUACAUCAUCAAUAUAUAAAGUAUUUAAAAUGACUGUUUUAUUUAAAUCAAUAAAUGAUAGAAGAAUUUUAUUUUUAAAUUUAAGAUCAGUUACAUUUUUAUUAGUAAUUUUAUUUUGUAUUUCAUUUACAUCAAUGUAUCCAUUAUAUGUAUCGUAUAAUGGUGAAGUAUUUUAUGAUGCAAUUGAAAAAUGGGUAUAUUGUUUAUUAGAAAAAGGAAAUGAUCAAUGUCCAAGAAUUCAAUUUUCAAGAUUUGGUCUUAGAUAUAUGAAUGCUUUUUGUAUGUCAAUUAUUGGUAUACUUCUUUUAUUUGGGUUAGGUAUUGAUCCUCAUAUUGCAACUAUUUAUAGAGAGUCUGAAAGAUUCAACUAUUUAUUACAUUUAGUUGGUAUCAAAUGGGGAAAUACUCCAGUACCAAGUAAAAAAUCAAGUACUUCAUCAAAUUCAUCAGGAUCAAGUGGAGAAAAAACAAGGGAAACUAGAAAAACAAGAGGUCAAUCAAUCUCUUUAAAAAAGAUUGAUCAAUCAAACUCAAAUUCAAACUCAAAUGAAAUUGAGUCAUCUUCAAUAGAUAAACAACCAUCUUCAAUAUUAAAUAAUCAUAAUAAUAAUGAUGAUAAACAAUCUCAAGCUUAA